Stegodyphus dumicola is the source of this 15213-nucleotide messenger RNA. Its product is annotated as protein Gawky-like. Gene Ontology annotation, cellular component: nucleoplasm; P-body. The record is from RefSeq and is a predicted model, not a curated record. Gene Ontology annotation, biological process: positive regulation of nuclear-transcribed mRNA poly(A) tail shortening; miRNA-mediated gene silencing by inhibition of translation. Gene Ontology annotation, molecular function: protein binding; RNA binding. NCBI's taxonomy places the organism in Eukaryota, Metazoa, Arthropoda, Arachnida, Araneae, Eresidae.
GAGGAGAUUGUUUGCACGUAUUCUGUGUAUCCUUUCUGUCUGAUUUUAAACGAAGUUUUGUAGUCCAAAAAAAUGGAUCCUAACCAGAAAACGAGGUGGUUGAAACGAGCUUAACAUUAUCAGUCACACAGGCUAUUAUUUUACUUAAAAAUGUAAAUAAAGAAAGCAAGAUUUUGUCAACUCUUUGAGGGAGCCGAGAGCUGAUCAGCAUCUGUUUAGAAUGAUGCAGAUGUUUAUAUCUGAAACAAGUUCAGAUCAGGUGGUGAUGAGACUUAAAUAAACUCAGAUGCUAAGACAGGUGUUGCUAGUACCCUAAGCUCCCAAUUUUAAUCUGUGAUAAUUAGCUCAAGCCUCUGUGGUGUGCCGGGUGCUACAACUCAUUCUGUCUGUAUGUAUCCUUCCUUAAGCCAGUACAUGUCCACUAUGUAGAGUCGCCAAAGAUUGGAGUCAGGUCGCCCUUUCGGUUCUUCCAUGCUCUGUGUUAGUAGUUUCUUUACUCAAAGCAACGCUAAUUCAGGCAGCAAUAGUCAAAGUGCACAGUCCUCUACGUCUUUCUGUGGCGACUUCAGCAGACUUCAGGGAGUUUCGCCUACUCAGAAAUUUGGGGCCAAACAAGUUCUCACUGAGACUUACGGCAUCCAGAAGCCCUAUAUAGAUUUGCCAGAGUAUUCUGAAAAUAAUUUUCUGUGUGACAUGCAAACAAAUGUACAUAAGAUGGAUUCCAAUUCAAGGUACAACAAUAAUGAUACAUCAUCUAGUCAUGGUGGUGCCAGCACUUUUAGCAGCAAUGGAGUGUAUCGCAGCAAUGGGCCACACAACGAUUCAUCCAGGGUUAUCAGUCAAAAUUCCUCAUAUGGUGCUCAGUUUAAUUCUUCUGUAGAAAAAAACAAGGGUCAGGGUUAUAAUUGUGAGAAUGACAGCAAUACCGAGUCUUCAUAUUCAGGUUGGCAAAGCCUAAAUUCUUCUGUCAGUUCUUCCUCUUCCUCCAGCAAUUGGAACAUUCCAGAUAACAAACAAGUGAUGGGCAGGAGUAUUCAUGGCAGUCGUGAUAAUUCAGCAAGCAAGGAAGAGAACAUGACUAUUGACAAUGAGUCGUCAUUUUCAGGCCUUCUUGGGGCAACUGGUGGAUCAGAUAGUUAUUCUGAGGAGAAAUCAAAUGGCAGCAAUAACUUUGCAGGUAAUUCAUCACGUUCUGGACAUGUACCACGUCUUGGACUCCUGGGUGGAGGAGAAAGUUCUCUAGUUACUCAGCCAUCUAAUUGGAAUGGAAGUCAAGGUCCCACAAGUACAGUUUCUGCCUGGGGAGGUGUUAACAGACAGAACAACUCCUCUGAAAUAAGUGGAAAUGCAAAUUCAGAUAUGAUUGUCGAUGGAGACAUGGGCUUUAAUGGUAUGCUUGGUGCUACAGGUGGUUCAGAUUUUUCAGAUACAAAGCAAAAUAGUGGCAAUAAUUCGUACAGACAAGACCAUGCUAUCCCUCCUCCGCGGAUGGGUUUACUUGGUGGCGGUGAAGGUAACAUGAAUACUGCUCCAUCUGGCUGGGUAAACAACAGCAGUUCUGGAAAUCCUGGAUCAGGAUGGGGUUCCGGUGGAAGGACAAGUACAAAUAAUGCUGCUAGUGAUAUGCCUGGUUCAUCAACUUCAGGCACUUCACCUACGAAACCUCAGGGCUCAUGGGCUCAGGCAGCUGGUAAAGGCCUAAACCCAAGUCAGUCUUGUAGUCUUGGAGGAGGAAAUGUACAAAAUAGCGGAUCAACUAUGCCAUCAGAAACAAGUGUUCAGCGUGAAAGUGCAGCUACUUCCAGAGAUCAUACUGAGAUUGAUGCUAAAGAUUUAAGAUAUCAAGCAGCUAUGAGUGAGGGCUGGGGUCAGAAUUCUGUUAAUCAAGAUACAGCAUGGGAUAUUCCUGAUUCUCCUACACCUGAUAGUGGUAAAGACAAUCCACCUGCUGUUUGGCGGGCUCCUGUGAACAAUGGUACCGAAAUAUGGGAGAACAAUCUUCGAAUGAACAAAGGUUCAGGUACUACUAUUCCUGUUUCAACUGCUGCGGCACCUCCUUGGGGACAUACGCCUGCAACAAAUAUUGGUGGGCAUUGGGGAGAUGAUGACUCCACAAAUAUGUGGAGUGGUGUACCUCAGAAUCCUAAUCCAACCCCUGCAAAUUGGCCAGAGUCUAAUACUGCCAGUACAAGUAACAUGUGGGGCGGAAAUUCUGUGCCAAGUGAAAAACAUUGGAGCAGUAACCAGUCUUCUUGGGGUGAUGGACCAUGUGGCAGUGAUACCGGAACUUCUGCAUGGGCAUCCUCGAACAAAAAUCGCCAAAUGUCAAACUGGUCACCAAUAACAACACCAAAAAAAGAAAUUUCUUCAUCUGGAUGGGAACCACCAUCACCACCUCCAAGUAGGCGUGCUGUUGGAAGCACGUAUGAUGAUGGAACUGCAGUUUGGGGAAACCCUCAACGCCAAGGAAAGGUUUCACACUGGAAAGAUAUGCCGUCUACCAAACCCAUCAUGAAUCCUAGUAAUAACAUGGUCGGGCCAAAUGCUAUGUUAUCAAACCUUGGAGGUAUGCCACCAUCAGGCCCUGGAAUGAUCAGGUUGCCUACUGGAAAUAAGGACGGCACUGCCACUUGGAACAAACAACCUCCACCAUUAAAUCGUAUUACCAACUGGGCAGAUGUACAGCCUCCUGCACCUCGCCGUGAUUCUCCCACUAUCAACAAUUGGGGUGAAGAAAACCACAUGCAUAGUCAAAUUAAGAAUCUACCUAAUGUCCAAGGUGGGCCAUAUAAUGUUGGAUGGAAUGACCAGUGCAACACACCAUUUUAUUGGGGAACUAAGCCAAAAUCUAAUUCAAGUUGGGCUGAUGGUCAAGUUGAUACAAGCUCUUGGCUUGGGCCAACUAAACAGAGGAGCGAAAUGAUGCCACCCGGUUGGUCCUCCGUUUUGGAAGAUAUGUCUGAAAAAAAUAAUCUCAAAAAUGAUUCUAAGAAGGACUUAAUUGGAAAUUGGACUGAUGCUAAAAUCCUACAACCAGCGCCAUAUGAUGGCAUUGUUGGGCGCAAACUUAAGGGUGGGAAACCUUUGUGCAGAGAUAUAGUCCAUGCCAGCAAACAGUUUCGCAUUCUGACAGAAUAUGGUUUUAGGAAAGAAGAUGUGGAAAAUGCCUUGAGAAAUAAUAAUAUGAAUUUAGAAGAGGCAGCAGCUGAAUUGCAAGCCAUGAGUAAUGGAGCAAUGGAUGUUGAUAGCUUCACAGGUCGCAAGGUGAGACCAGCUAAUGGAUUUGAUGAUGUAUCAAUGGCUGAUCCUUGCCUUGAUGCUUUCCCAACUAAUUUUCAUGGUCCUAACAAUUUCCAAAGUCCUAUUAAUUUUCCUGGUGUUGGACAUUCAUUUAAACAACAAACACCAAAAGGACCAAACAGUAAUUCAGUCUUAAAUUCUGCAUUGGGCGGGCAACAGACAGCUGGGAAUUUAUCUCCUGCAUUACUUCAAAAGAUUCUCCAACAGCAGCAGCAACAGCAACAACAACAACAGAGUCUUCAAUUACUCAAUUUAAAUAAUGUUCAGGCGUUUGGCAAUCCUAAAUUUCCCACAAAUGCCCAGCUUCGUCAUCUCGUGCAACAGAUACAAAUGGCUGUACAGGCUGGCCAUUUGAAUGCACAGGUAAUUGAUAUUUUAAACCAGCCUUUAGCCCCGCAGACUCUUCAGUUCUUAUACCAGUUGUUACAACAAAUCAAAGUACUGGGUCAGCUACAGCAACAGCAGAUUUUACAAAGCAGCCAUAUGUCAAAGCAAGGAGUUCCGAAUACCAAUCUUCAGUUAAAUGUUCAAAUUGCUCAAACUAAACAAAGAAUUAACAAUCUACAAAAUCAAAUAUGUGCCAAUCAGGCGCUUUUUCUUAAGCAACAGAUUCCUCAGCAGCAACCACCUGUCCAGCAGCAACAGCAUCAUGGAUCCCAGCCUACUAUUGACCUUUUCAAGCCGAAUGUUGAAGCAAUGCACAAUGAGUUUCAAAACCUCACCCUCAAGGAUACCCCACAUCAAAACCAUCAAUCCAGGCUCAACCAGUGGAAACUCUCCUCCCUUGAAAAGGAUGAAAACCAGAUGUGUCCCCCAGGAGACAUGACUCAAGGCAAUCUGGGUGGUGUUGGGGAUUUUAGCAGAGCUCCUGGACCCUUGAAUUCUAAAACACCUUCUAUACCUAGCUCUGGUUCUACCUUGCAUCCCCUUCUGGACCAGAAUGAGAGCACUUGGUCUGGUCUUUCUGGGCGCUCACAUGGAGAUUCAGGUUGGCCUGAAACAGCCACGUCUUCCACAGAGAGCACCAAUGGCUCUAACAAUGUCUCUACUCCUAGUAUAGGAAAUGGUCAGUCUGCUGACAACAAAGAAUCUACCCACUCUACUUCUGGUCCAACAUCAGCAUCUUCUCACCCAUCAUAUAGUUUAACAGACUUAGUUCCAGAGUUUGAACCUGGAAAACCCUGGAAAGGGACCCAGCUCAAGAACAUCGAAGAUGAUCCACAUAUUACUCCUGGAAGUAUUGCCAGAUCUCCUUUGUCAGUCAAUAAUAUAAAAGAAUCUAACCUAUUUUGGCCUUCCAAACCUAGUCCUGCCAAUUCAAAUAGUGAUGCUACUGGUAGUUUAACUUCAAGUACUUGGGUAUUCAAUCCGCCUACUACUGCCGGCCCAAAUAGCUCAACUGGAAAGUCUGGAAAUGGAAAAAACAGCUGGAGCUCAUCUGAUUUUGGAGCAUCUUCAGAUCUGUGGGGAUCAAUAUCCAAAGCACGAAACCCUCCACCUGGCCUUUCUGGCCAAGGUUGGGAACGCCCAUACAACUCAACUUUCUUAAUUUUGAGGAAUUUGACACCACAGAUUGAUGGAUCAACACUGAAAACCCUGUGUAUGCAACAUGGCCCAUUGCAAAUGUUUCAUCUCUUUUUAAAUCGAGGAGUAGCUUUAGUCCGCUAUUCCACUCGUGAAGAAGCGUCCAAGGCCCAAUCUGCACUGAAUAAUUGUGUUCUAGGAAACACGACAAUGCUCGCUGACAUCCCUAGUGAAGGCGAAAUUCAACAAUACCUCCAAGUGUCUUCUGGUCAGAGUGGCAAUAAUACAUGGCCCUCAUCUCAGCAACAGCAAAGUGGUGGGGGAACAAGUGGCUAUCAUGGAGCCAGUUCUUCUGCUUUUUACAGUGGUUCCACUAAUGGUGCUGGCAGUUCCAACUGGAAUGGAAAUGUAUCUACUUCUCAGCUGUGGUCAUUUUCCAAUUCCAGCUUAUGGGGCUCUGGUCAGCCAAGCAACGAUCAUGAUGCAAGUACAAAUCCUAUGAACUCCUACCUUCCUGGUGAUCUGCUAGGUGGUGAGCCCAUGUGAGUGAGUUCCCCUCCUUUGCAUCUCAUUACAUUCUAAAUAAUCUGUGAGAUGCUUUUAAAAAAAAACUUUGAAAAUGCCAUAAUAUGAGUAAAGGCAUUUACACAUUGCCAGAGAUGGACGAUCAAACUGAUGUUCGCCAUCUUGGGCAGCAUUAAUGGGUUAAAUGCCCAAGUCUUGCGUUAAUGUGAUAUGAACACUUUCACGUUACAAUAGCCAUGUUGCUUCUUCCAGUAUGUGUAAUUGUCUACAUGAUAAAAUGAACUAUGAUUGCAUAUGCUAGAGUGUGAUAUUCCCCCUUGGCUAUUGUAACACUGUAUUACCUUUUUGACCAUUUGAUUGCCUGAUUCGAGCAUGUUGGAUAUUGCUCGGUUACAAUCAUAGAUUAAUACUGAAGAGAGCAAAUCAAACGACUAUAUUAAAGUAUUGAAACUUUCUCCAGUAUUUUAAGUGCCACAGGAGAAAAGCCUUAAAAAGAAAUUUCUGCCAUAUCAAUCUGUUUUGGUGGAUUAUCGAACACAUUCUUAGUCAUCAGAUGUUUGGAUUCGCUUGAUCUGCAUUGUAGAUGGUAUUGACUUGGACAGAUCAUCUGCAUGAUUCUUUUUUAUUAUUAUUUUGCAAAUUGCAAGUAAAUUAUAUGUCGAUUGUCAGAUAGUUUCAUUUUGUUUUUGACUAUAGAAAAAGGUUUAUUUGAGAUUUGUGUAUUUUGUGAAUUUGUUGCUGUAAAUUAAUGUUAUGAUUUAUUGUGCUAUUCUAUCCCAAUGAGAGCUGCUUCUCCCCUUUUCUUUUUUGAAAGAAUUGUAUAUUAUUGGUAUGUAUUAAUAUUUUGAAAUUAUUGUAAAAAGUAAGUUAAGUUUAAUGUUGAUCUUAAGUGCUGUGUUUGAUAAGUCUUUCUGAAAAUAGUUGCAUUUUAAUUAUUUGGAAGUAUGUGUUAAUUGACUUUAAUGUUUAUUUACAUGAAAACUGAUAAUUUACUAGGGAGGGUUCGUAAGGUUCUCCACCUCGAGGACCAUAACUGAAACGAAUCUUAAUUCUUAGAAGUUUUAGAAAAUAUGAAUCCUAUUUCAUAUAUUUUAAUUGAAAAUUUUUUUAAUGCAUUUAGGCUUUAAAUGUAAUUUUGACAAAAGUUUUAAUCCUUGAGCUUGAGAGUCUUAACUUCCUCCCAAAUUCCAUGUGCUUUGGAAUGUGUGAAAUAUUUGUCUUUGCAUAUUGUGUAGUGAGAGAAUCCACUUGAAAUUGUGUGAUAAAAAUAAGUACAUGUGUCUGUUUUGCUGGAAAUAACAAAGUAAAUAUAAAUAUCAAAUAGCAGACAGAUUCGGGGAAAUGUUUCCCCACUAAGUCAACUAUAAAUGUGAUCAAUAUUUGAAAAUUAAUCUAAAAAAGUGCAUUUUGUGUAGUUUUUAUACCUGGUGCUAAUGUUGGCAAAUGGCGGCAUUUAGAGAGUGCUCUUCAUCUUUGCCUUUUUCUUUUUUGAAUCUUUGCACAUUCUCUUGAUGUGUGGCAUUUGCCUUUUCAUCAGCACUUUGAUAGCUUGCCAAAGUUCACCUUUCAAUGAUCAAAUCAGAGAGCUUGCUGCAGAAUAUUUUAUCCCCCUCUAGAAAUAAUACAAAGGAAAAAAAAAAAAAAAAGUGUAUGUGUGUGUAUAUAUAUAUCCUUUUUCUUCCAAGGCAAAAACUUGUAACUAAUACAUCACAUCAGCUUUCCUUUUUUAAAGCUGGUGGUUCUCAAAGGGGUGCGCCUUCCCUUCUGCAAAAUUGGAUAUUUAGUUGACAGUUGCAGUUUAAAAAAAUCGAAUUAUAGUCUUACAUAGCCUUUUUCAAAAACAUUCCAGUCAAUUACUAUAUUGCAGGGAACACAUUUCAAGGUGGCAGGUAAGGGUAUUAACUGUCUGUGCAAUGGGUGUGCAUACCUAAAAGUUUGGGAACCACUUCAUGUUACAUAGUAAACUGAUUUUUGUAAGAAUUGGUUCUUAUUUGGAUGCUGAAAGGUAUGUUGCCCCGGUGAUUAGCAGUAGUGAUAUACUUUAUUACUAAUGCAAUUUCUUUUGUGAUGUAAAAUAAUACUCAUUUGUGUGUGUGCAUGUGUAUGUAUGUACUUGUUUGUGUGUGUGUGUGUGUAUGUGUAUGCGUAUGUGCACAUGAAAGCACGUGUUCAGUGUUAUUGUGAAUGUGUGAUCAUGUUCCCUGAACAUGCAUUCUUCUGGAGCAAUCUUUUUUCCAUCAUUGCUGUGAAAAUGCAUGUGGCCCAUCUGUACACAUUAGUCAGAUGGAUGUUUCACAUUUUGACAUAGGAAAACUGAUCUGCUCAGACAUCCCAUGUUUGAAUGAAAGAUAACUAGCUUUUAUAAACAUAUCAGCCUCUUUGUUUACGAGAUGUAAAUCGUAUUGCGCAAUUGGAAUACGUUUUUCUUUGGAGAACUCUCAUCCCACCUCAUUGAAAUCUAGCCUUGUCAGUGCCCUAGACACUCUUGAAGUAAUUAAUGUAUUUUAGAAAAUAAAAGUCUUAUAUUUGUUUUGUAUUUAAAAAAGUUUUUUUAACCCAUGCAUCAUUUAGAGCGUUGUUUGGAACAAACUUCCAUCACGUCAACUGUACUUAAAGGAAUCGUUGCAAUUUGACAAGUUCAUGUGCUAGAGGUUGCCACACAACUUUCCCUUGUGCCUCUGGUGCUUAAGUUAAUGGACCAAGCGGGUAUCCAGUUGGAAUGAACCUGCGAUGGUUCUUGUAGGCCCAAAGAUCAUCUCUGUGCCAUUUUAAUUGAUGCUGUACUUCAGCAAUAUAUGAUAUAUAUACAUAUAUAUAUAUAUAUAUAUAUAUAUACCUUAUUUAAUCAAAAGAAUUUUAGUUUGCUUUCCAUGCACAAAUAUUUAAGAAAGGCUAAAGCAAACUGUUUUUGUGGCCAUUUGAAUAUGGCAAAUUAAGUCACUCAUCCAUCCUUUACUUUAAUCAUGCAAGUUUUGUGUAGAGCAAAAUUAAAUUGCAUCAUUGCCUUACAUCAGCAAAAAUUCGCUUUGCUUUCCAUUGCUUAAAAAAAUAUAUAUAUAUCUGUACAUAAGUAUGUGUAAAUGUAUGUGUUGUGCUGUUCAGUGGAAGAACACGGGGCUAGCAAUUUGUAGGCAAGCUCUACCGUCCACGCUUUACCAUAUCCAAUAGUUUUGGUCUCUUUUGCUGAGUAUAAUUUUCAUCCUCUGGUCUUGCAUCUCCGUCGUAUUGUGGUGCUAGGUCUUCGAUCCAAAAGCAUGGCCAGCAUUCCAUUCUGACGUUCCUCCUUUUCCACUGAAGGUAAUUUAAAUUCAGUUUUGUAGUAAUCACAUAGUAUGAGAUUAUGAUGUAUUAAUUUAUUACUUUUUAUGAUGUAAUAUAAUUUCAGAUAAGUAAUAUGCACAUAUUGUAAAGAAAGUAACCAAAGAACUGGCCAUAUGCAAUAUCAGGCUAAUUUUUUUGUAUAUUAUGGUGCUUUAUUAAUUUUUAAAAAUUUAUUAUUUUAGUUCUAGCCAAUAAAAUUGAAGGCAUGUCCCCCCCAUGACAAGUUGAUGUUCACUACUUUUCUUUUAAUGUUAAGGCUAAGGUUGAUCUCGGAUGGCAUGUUUAUGUACUAUUUAAUGAGAAUGGGGUAUUUAAGUCUUGUAAAUUUGUUGCAUCUUUUGUCAAGUCUUAAGAUGAAUAAUAUAUUUGAUCAUAAGUGCGAUAUCAAUUUGUAAUAUUUAUUAAUCUGCACCCAGUAGCCCCCCCCCCAAGUUUGAAUUUUGUGGAAUUACCUACUCAAAGCUCACUUCAAAAUUCUGUAGCACAUUUUUGUAAUUUGUAUAUUUCUUGUUGAAUUUUUCUGCUGUUCCUUGAUAUAAAAGUGUGCAUUGGUCAAACUAAGGUGCAGAAAUAUGGAAUAUUCCAUGGACCAAACUUGGUAAUAUCUGCACUUAACAAUAGUAUUCUUUGUUCCAGAAACAAAACAGGAAUGGCACAAGUGAAUGAAUCCCAUGUCUGUGAAGAUAGCUUCUAGACUAGGCUCCUGUUUUCCUGUUUGCAGUGUGAUUUUGUUUGUUCAGGAAAUAUGCCAGUUCUGGAAGAGAACUUGUUACAGUCCUAUGCCUUUUUCUUUGCCAUAUUUCACUAUGUGCAAACCCUUUAUGCAAUACAGAAAAUGUGGAUUGAUCCUCUCCCCAAAAAAAUCAAAUAUAUAUAUAUAUACGUCUUAUUUCAAAGCCCCUUGCUCGUUGCAUAAUAUUGUGAUUAGUAUUUUUGCACUCAAAUUGCCUUGGGGUAUGCAUUUGAAGAUGCAUUUUAAUUUUCUUUUAACAAUGUGGAUAUAUUUUUCUGUGGGAAGAUGUGGUGUACUUCAGCAGAUGAGUGCAAAUGUUACUGCAAAAGGAGUAAAUUGAUGUUUUGGACUAUUUUUUUACAAAUGAAGCUCAUAUAAUGCAUUUUCUGAUUUUCAGUUUAACAGUAACAUGGUGUGAGUUUUUUGGAGUCUCAAUUAAAUUAGUAGCUAGGACUGAAAAACUUGUCUGUGAAUCUUUGUCUAUAAAAUGUGCAUUUUAUGAAUAUGGUGAAACUGGUUAAUAUAUUCAGAUCUAUUAUGAGCAGCAUAUAACAUUCUAAGUCUCAAGUUGAUAAAUUGUGAUAAUCAUAAUAUAUAAGUAUCUAUUAUUUGUUAAUCAUUUGUUUGAUGAACUUGAUGUUCAAGAUACAUCUGUUGUGACUGUGCAUUAUUAUGCAUUAAAGUUCCAGUUUUAAGUGUUGUAUGCUAAUUUUAAGUGUUCUGAUUUUAUUGCUGUAUUAUUUAAAUAUUCUAUAUUUUUAAAGCCUUUAAAUGAAGCCAAAAUCAUUUUAUUUUACUCUCUGUGCAUGUACAGAAAGACAAAGGAAAAAGACUUAUAAAGAAAAAAAAAAUUUUUUUCAAUUGUGCAUGCAUCUUCCCCCCCCCUUUCUUUUACUGCCACGGUAAAAGGUCAUGCAAUCUGAAAAAAAAUUAACUUUUAAUGUUUUUAAAACGAUUCCUGUGCCACAGAUGUUAUAUGUUCUUUGUUUGCAUUGAGGAAUUUAUUUCUACAACUGUGUUUGGCAGCUGUACUAUGUAAAUAUAUAUUAAAAAAAUCUUUUGUAAAUGUUUUCUCAGGAAGUAUGAAUGAGAUAAGGCACCAAAAUCUCCUAACAGUCAUUCAGCAUUAACAUGCCAUAAAAAUUUCUUCUGUAAUGAAUGAAUUAUCAAGGUUUUUUGCGAAGAAAUAUAUAUUAGAGCUUAACGCACAUUUAUUCCGGUGAGUGCUCACAUCUGGUAUCAAUAAUUAUAGGUGACCAUUCCAUUCACUCGCCAAUGAAGCAAAUAGUUACAGAUAAUGUUACAAAAUUGAUAAUCUAAAGAUUUUGCUUUAAGCUUUACAAUGAUUGCAGAAAAGUGAAGGAACAUGGGUCUCAAACUUGGUAUUUGAGCUUAAAAAGUGUUAAGGUUAACAAAUUUGCAAGAAAAAAAGUGAUAUAAUUCAUCUUUUAAAGAAACCAGAGUGCAAUCCAUAUUUGAGAAAUGUUUGCAAUUUGGCUGAAAUCACCAGUCAUUAAUUAUUUUAGCCUUUUUGGAAACAGUUAAGGUUUUUUUUUUUUUUUUUUUUCUGAUGAAAUUUGUUUUACAUUUUAAUCUGAAGUAUUGUCAUGUAAUGAGGCUUAUUACACGUAUGGAUUGAUUUUUCUUUUACUCGCAUGUACGUUUUUAAAUCUCAUCUUAUGUCCCCAAAGGAAAAGAGCAAAUUAUUUAACAUUUUUAGUUCUUGGUAGAGCUUACUUUGAAUAUUGAUUUUAUUAGCAGUUUUUCUAUUUUUAUUAAAGUACAUUGAAGACUUAGUUUUUAUUUUAAGUCAUACUAAAUAAUUGUCCAAAUUUUUAGAAAAUAUUUUAUUUUUGUAACUUGCAGAACAAACAUCAGAAGUCAGAUGUUUAAAAACGUUUUUACUUUGUAAAUCUAUAUUUGUGCCUAAACUUUUAAAUUUCCUCAUGCAUUUGUGUGGGUCUAUUUUUGUGACAGAAACCGAUGAAAUAUGCACAAAAGCUAGAAAUGCAUUUACUUGCAAAAAAAAACAUGAUAGAUUGAAUUCUAUAGGGAGUGAGAAAUAGUCUGUCGUUUAUUUUUUCUCAUAAAACUAGUCAAAAAAUUCAUUGUUGAUUGAAGUGAUAUAUCAUUGUAAUACUUAAAAAUUGGUAUAAAUUAAUAUAAUUUUUUCAUAUUUUUAUUCCAUGAUAAUUUGUACAGAAUGCAGGAAUUUGAAUAAUAUUGUAUUAAAAAUCUUUAUGGAAGUGUUCAAAUUUCUUACUCUCAUCAGUAUUUGAAAUCUUAAAAUGACAGUAAAAGAUAUAUUUAAACAAACUAUUUUUACAUUAUUAAAAUAUAUUCUUUAAAAUCAUUACACCUCAUGUAAUGCAAAAGCAUUAUCCAGGUAUUACUGUAAAUACAAAAUUUGAAAAAGAAUUGUAUAAAUUAGAUUUGAUUAUGUCAACUUUUUAUCUUAAGUGUAGUCUUGUGUUUCUUCUAAUAAUCAGUAGUUGAAUACUCUUGAAAUUAUUUUAGAUAAACACAAUUCAUUAUCAUAAAACUCUAACUCCUUCAUCUCCAGUGUAAAUUUUUAUGAAUUUUAUUUCUAUCUUUUAUCUGAAAUCUGUAGAUUGAUUUAUAAUUCAUUGAAUUGUUUUCAUUCCAUACAUCCUGAAUACUGUCAUAUCUUUCAUUUGCAGUGCUGAUGUGUGUUGUAAAUAUGAAUAUUUUUUUUUUAAAGUUACAUGGUGAAUUUUUUGAAUGAGAAGAAACAUUAGCUAUGAUUGCUGUUUGGAAUUGGUUUUUAAGUGCCAAAAAUGUUAUCAGUAUAAAUUAAUUUUUCAAGACUAUUAUGAUUUUAUUUAAUGAGUUAAGAACCCACCAUUGUGAUAAGUUAAAUAUAUUGGUUGUCAUAUUAUUUUUUGCAAAAAUUUUGCUUUAAAGUUUCCAUUAAUUGUUUAAGUGUUGUAUAUAAUGAUGUACAAAAAUUAUAUUCCUGUGUCAAAUGUUCAGGAAGCUAAAAUCUUUUCAUGCAUACCCUGGAUAAAAUAUAGGGUACAUAUUCCUAUGAGUUUGAGACCCAUGUGUUUUUGUAAUCAAAAGGUUAAUGUUCCAAAGGAGAAGGAUGCUCAAAUGUUACAAAUUCUGUCAUGUUUUUAUUUAAAAAGAGAUUAUAACUUUGAUAUUUUAAAAUUUUUUGUAGAAUAAAGAAACGGUGUGUGAAAAGGUAUUAAAUACUUACAAAUGGGUUUGUGUUCAUUAUUUCUCAUAAUCUCGUAUUUGAUUUAUUUUGCUUGCUGUGUAAAUUAUUUUGGUGGUAACUUGUUUCAUGCUGAGAAUUUAUUGUUAAUCUCUUUGUUUUUGUGUAACAUUUCCAAAGAAAUAUCAAAUUCUUUUUUCAUUAUUUUAUACUUAGCAGAUCAUAUCAUUAUGUAAAACCUUUUUGGCAUUGUAUACUUUUAGUAUUAAUUUUGUGUUUUUAAAUAAAUAUAUCUAGUGCAAUUACUUUAUAUGUGUAUUUAUACCCCAUAGUAUAAUGUACUGCUCACUGAAGAUAUUUAAUAUUGUGCCAAAUUAAUGGAUGUAGGGGAAAAGGUUUGUUUCUUAUUGAUCCCGCCAUUUAUCAAAAAACAUAAAAUUCGAUGAUAUUACUUAAACAUGUACUGCUUGUUGAAUUAAAUUGAACCAGCUGAAGGACAGUUGGUAGUGACAUUUUGCAGUAUCUGCAUCAUUAUCAAAGUCCUGCCUGUAUAUCCGAUCUUAAAUGGCGAAAGCUCGUCCUAUGUGAUAAUGGCACCGACCUGUGUCGGAAAUAUCCGCACUAUGCAUUUCCAUUACCCGCCUAGUCACGUCGGGAGUUAAAAAGUAGAAAGUGGAUGGCUUUGCUUCUCAAAACCCAGCAAUCACUAACAAGCCAACUACUCUGAAGCCCUCCAACUCAGUAAGAAUCCUUCAAAAUAUAAAAUGAAAGAAAAAAAAUUGUUGCUGGUUUGUGGGUUCCAAAAAAAAAAAAAAAAAAAUUAAAUGUGCCUUUUAAACUCAAAAUAAUCUCAAACACGAACACAACGAACCUACUGUGAGGUAAAAGGUAGUGAAAAAAUAAACUUCCUUGUGGUUCUGACGCUUAGCAUGACUUGAAAUUGUCAGUUUUUUUUUUUUUUUCUUUAGAAUUUAACCUUCAAAGGUUAUAAAUUCCUAUGCAUUCCAUUCAGUGAAUUAAACAUUUUCAUAAAACCAUGAAAUAUUUUCAGAACCAUGAGGAACGUUGAAUGUAAAUCUGGUCCAGUCUCUGCGCAUUUUACCAGUAGUUAAGCAAGUUUUGUGCGGCAGGAUAACAGUUUGUCAGUGCAAAUAUUCAUCUCUGACCUGGGAAUGGUUUACUGAAAAAUAUUGCGAUAUAAUAGUGCCACCAUUUUAAUCUUGACCAAUGUAUUCUCUCUUAGUUUGAAUAGAUAUGUUUGUGAGGGCAACUAUGGUAUAGCCAGUAUUUUGAUCCCUGUUUAACUGCUUUUCAUAAUGUGAGUAUUGUUCCUGAAUUACAUGCGAUGAUGUACAGGUAACUUUGUGUAUUGAUGUUAUGUAAACAUUGUAAGCAGUAGUAAUUGUACAUGAAUGUGGUUGUUUUUGUUGCUCAGGGUCUAUCUAAUAUGUGAUCUGAAAUUAUGUUGAGCAUUAUUAGAUAAAAUCGUUCCUUUAAGAUUUAAAAAAACAAAAAAGAUAAAAAAAAAUAUAAGUGUCGUGUAGUUCUAGAUUUAGAAGUGUUGUGUACAGAGUAUGGAUCUUAAGUGACCUGCUUAUGUUAGUUUGAAAAAGCCUUUUUUUAAAUUGAAUGUGCAUUGCGAGGCCAAACAAUGGAGAUUGAAACGCACUGCCACUUAAACUUCCAAAACUUUAAAAGUUGUGGCUAAAACCUCUUAUUGGAUGACAUUAGUCAGCCUACUUGCAAUGUAUCAUUUAAUUUAAAGAAAGUGUAAUGUUUGUCAGUUGUUCGAGCUAUUACUCGAUUUAAAAUAUGUAUUGAAAAAUUGUAGUCAAACCAGAUUUUGCUGCUUUAUAUAUAUUUGAUCAAAUAUGUAUGAGGCUGGCCUUGUAAUUUUUGCUCAGAUCAUGUACAAGACAGUGAUUUUAAUGUUACCACCUGUGCAAAGACAUAUUGUUCCUUUAAGAAGAAAUAUAUUCCUGCUUUAUUAUAAACAGACUGACCAAAACCAUUGUUGCCACAAAAAGUCGACGUGUGUUUAUAAGUGUACAACUAGAAUUUUUUUGAAAUUAUAAAAAAAAAAAAUGCUGGUUUGUAUUUUGAAAUGUAUGGAACGGUGUAGAUGAAAUUUUAAGGUUAACAGCGAAAAGAAGAAAGUUGCAAAGCAGAUGUUUAUAUUCCUGAUCUGAUCGUCCCUGUGAUUUGUGCACUUAGCAACCACCAGGGUACAAAAAAAAGUCUGUGGUUCUCAGGUUCUUGCAACUGAAGCACGCAUCUAAGAAUGUUACCUAACGAUGUAAAAGGGAUGAGAGACUUCCGUGUAUUGUAGUAUUUUCAUUAUUUUCUCCAAUGAGCUCUUUGAGAAAGCAGCUGACAAAAAAGAUAAAAAUUACCCUUCUGCAAAUGUGAUUCCAAGGGGGAAAUAUAAAUACAUUCCUUCCUUUGAGACUUACUCACUGUCAGGUUUUCCCUGGUUAUGAGCAAAAGUCUAGCUGCAAAUUUGGGGCCUUCACAUGGAAAUCUCUCUUCCCUUCUGAUUUCGUUAUGCUGAGAAUACCUAUGUAAUGUUAGCUGAUUUUUGUACUGUACUGGGGGUAACUUUCAGCAUUAAAGGUUUGUGUAAUCUGUA